This is a messenger RNA of Mercurialis annua (annual mercury), 1905 nucleotides long. Its product is annotated as acetolactate synthase small subunit 1, chloroplastic-like. Bases 90 to 1607 code for a protein of 505 amino acids. Gene Ontology annotation, cellular component: cytosol. The record is from RefSeq and is a predicted model, not a curated record. Gene Ontology annotation, molecular function: acetolactate synthase regulator activity; acetolactate synthase activity. The transcript has 12 exons. Lineage: Eukaryota; Viridiplantae; Streptophyta; Magnoliopsida; Malpighiales; Euphorbiaceae. Gene Ontology annotation, biological process: L-valine biosynthetic process.
AAAAAGAAAAGAAAAGAAAAAACAAACAGUUCGUUACUACCAAUAGAAGGUCUCCCGUCUGCAACACCCAACACCUACUCACUCUGACAAUGGCGGCUGUAGCUUCGACUAGCUCCGUCACACUCCACACCCUAAAACCAUCAUCAUCAUCAUCAUCAUCAUCAUCAUCAUCGGAUUGCAUUCUCAGCAGUACAAUUGGAGUCUCAAGAAGAACACUACCCAUUUCCUUAGCAAUCUCUAAAUCCACAAACCCCAAUUACUAUCAGCCUAGAAGCAAAUCCAUAGUCUCUGCAACAUCAGCAUCAUCUGCUGAUAAUCACCAAAACAACGCCGUUUUGUCCAGUAAUGGCUCUGCUCCUCCUCCUCCUCCUGCCACCUCCUCCAAAGUUAGGAGGCAUACAAUCUCUGUAUAUGUCGGGGACGAAAGUGGUAUGAUUAAUAGGAUUGCUGGCGUUUUUGCAAGGAGAGGGUACAAUAUUGAAUCUCUUGCUGUUGGUUUAAAUAAGGAUAAGGCUCUUUUCACUAUAGUUGUUUCCGGAACUGAAAGAGUCCUACAGCAAGUUGUCGAGCAGCUUCAGAAGCUAGUCAAUGUUAUGAAGGUUGAAGAUCUUUCCAGUGAGCCACAAGUGGAACGCGAGCUAAUGCUAAUAAAAGUGAAUGCGGAUCCUAAUUACCGUGCUGAGAUCAUGUGGUUGGUGGACAUUUUCAGAGCAAAAAUUGUGGAUAUUUCAGAGCACUCAUUAACAAUUGAGGUAACUGGAGAUCCAGGAAAGAUGGUUGCUGUUCAGAGAAACCUAAGCAAGUUUGGAAUCAGAGAAAUUGCAAGAACUGGGAAGAUUGCAUUGAGAAGGGAAAAAAUGGGUGAAUGUGCUCCCUUUUGGCGAUUUUCAGCUGCUUCAUAUCCCGAUCUUGGAGAAAUAAGACAAAAUGAUGCUCUUUUGGGGUCUAAAAGCAGGGUAGUUGUAGGUGAAGAUCAGAUGUCUGCAGGGGGUGAUGUUUAUCCAGUGGAGUCAUCUGAUAGCUAUGCUGUUACCCAAGUUCUUGAUGCUCAUUGGGGCGUUCUUAAUGAGGAAGAUACAACUGGACUUCGAUCUCACACAUUAACCAUGCUCGUAAAUGAUUCUCCUGGAGUCCUUAACAUUGUUACAGGGGUAUUUGCUCGAAGGGGCUAUAACAUUCAGAGUUUGGCUGUUGGACAUGCCGAAACUGAGGGCCUCUCUCGAAUUACAACAGUUGUGCCUGGUACUGAUGAAUCAAUUAGCAAGUUGGUGCAGCAACUUUAUAAGCUAAUAGAUCUUCAUGAGGUUCGAGAUCUUACACACUUGCCGUUUGCUGAGAGAGAAUUGAUGUUGAUAAAGAUCGCUGUGAAUGCUGCUGCUCGACGUGAUGUCCUGGACAUAGCUACUAUUUUCAGGGCCAAGGCUGUUGAUGUGUCCGACCACACAAUAACUCUUGAGCUUACUGGAGAUUUGGAUAAAAUGGUUGCGCUGCAGAGGUUGUUGGAGCCUUAUGGCAUUUGCGAGGUGGCAAGAACAGGGCGUAUAGCAUCGGUGCGCGAGUCAGGUGUCGAUUCUAAAUACCUUCGUGGAUAUUCUUUUCCAAUAUGAUGAGAACUUGACGAGGCUUUUUCUGGAAUCAAAUUUUUGUUUUCUGAUGAGAUGCGUACUGUGCCAUGCACAUAAGAACAAUGUGUAUAUUAUAUAUUGUUAGGGCCAAGGUUUUGCGGGUAUGAAUAGAUUAGUGAUCUAUAGUUUGGUUUACAGAACAUGGAGAUGAAUCACAUUCGAGUCUGCAAGUUUUAUUUGGUUUACAGAACAAGUUAUUUUUCAAUGGGCAUGUGACGGUUCAUAUCACAGUGCAAACAAUUUUUCAAUUAUAUCCAAGUAAAUUCUUGAAUUUGAUCAA